Chilo suppressalis (striped riceborer) is the source of this 912-nucleotide messenger RNA. NCBI's taxonomy places the organism in Eukaryota, Metazoa, Arthropoda, Insecta, Lepidoptera, Crambidae. The record is from the annotation of a GenBank genome assembly.
AUGCCUAAAGUACAACGCACACCACCUGCGUCUCCUCCAAGGGCACAAUCGGAAUCGGACUCAUCUGCUGUUGAUAAGGUUGUGGAAACACGUAAAAUACCAAUUAGAUCAAAGCGUCUUCGAGUCGAAGGGUCUCCCCAAACAAAAUUUGACGACCAAGGUGUAUUGCAGGAAUUUAAAAACGACUUGAUGGUGAUGCUUCGCGCUUGGAAAGCUGAACAAGAUGAAACACUAUCUAAACUUGUGACGGAUAUAGCGUACCUCAAGUCCCAAUGUGCUGAAAUACAAAAGUCAAAUUCUGAUAUCGAAAACUCAAUUUCAUUCAUGAAUGCCCAACAUGAAGAAUUCAAAGAAAAAAUUGCUACAUUGGAGACUGAAAAACGCGAAAAUAGAGCUUUUAUGACUGGGUUGCAGAAACAGUUUGAGGAAUUACACCAACUCUCUAGGCCUUCGUCUAUUGAAAUACGAAAUGUUCCUGAAAAAGACAAAGAAUCAGAAGGUGAACUAAUAUCCUUAGUAAAAAAACUUGGUACCACUCUGGAUAUUACCAUCCAAGACAAUGACAUUAGUGAUAUUUAUAGGCGCCCUGGAAAACCUGGAACAGUUAAAGCGAUUGUGACUGAAUUCAACUCUGUUCAAGUUAAAAAUAAUUUACUUGCUUCAUCACGACGCUUCAAUAAGGACCGUUCGAACUCAUCGAGAUUUAGUUGUGAACACUUUGGUAUGGUCGACGACAAGCGACCAGUCUAUGUGGAUGAGCAUCUGCCAUAUUCUGUUCAUUAUCGUGCUAAUACUAUUUCCAGCAACCUGCUUGUGACACACAAUUACGUGGCCGUCACGGGACCAGACGAAACGACACAAGCGGAAAAUAUUGUAGAUAAAAAAUAUAUAGUGACAUACUCCUCGGGUUAG